AUGGCCACCACACCCCCGAAAGACCUCGAAUCCCUCCCCACAAUCUACUGCCACGCCUGGGCCGCUCGCGACCCAUCCCCCCUUCUAGCUCUUUUCACAACAGACUCCUGCAUGACAGAUCACGGCGCCCAAAUCCACGUCCCCUACGCCUUCCUCAAACGCCACCACAAACACUGGAACGGUGCGCACAAGGACUUUGAAGUCUACCUCGACAAGCAGUACCCCGUCUACUGGGCCGAGAUGGACGCCGACGGCAACGGGUACUGCAGCUUCCGGACCGUCAACAAGGGGAUUUUCGUCAACGACCUGGGACGACGAAAGGCGACGGGGUUGCCGUUUGAGUAUUCGGGUGUUAUUGAUCUCAAGUUGAGGGCGGGCAAGAUUGCGCAGGCAGAUGAGUGGUUGAGGGUUCCUUUCGAAGAUAGUGUCUCGCCUGAUAAGUAUAUCAAGAUCUCGGAGGAGAGUUUGAAGGGCGUGAUGAGGAAAGACCUUCAUAAAGAUGCUUGA
Molecule: messenger RNA, 507 nt
Organism: Colletotrichum abscissum
Lineage: Eukaryota; Fungi; Ascomycota; Sordariomycetes; Glomerellales; Glomerellaceae
Exons: 1
Coding region: 1-507 (168 amino acids)
Source: RefSeq, a predicted model, not a curated record